AUGUUUACCUGUAGCUUUCAGCUGCUCAUGCUAAAGAUCUUGCAAGAAAAAGCCGUUCUACUCGAAUCACAGUAUACGCAACACCAAGAGGAUAUACGUCGAUUAGCCGAGCGAUUAAGCCGAGACGUCGAGUUGCUUAGUUUCUCGCCUGUCGAUCUACACGAUGCCAAAACGUAUCUUAAUGACGACGUAACGGUGUUUCGAUAUCUUCGAGAAAGCGGGUUUGACGAGACAACAGCACACGAACGACUCUUGGAUACUAUACGGUGGCGACAAGAACAUGGUGUCGCACGUAUGACGUAUGAGUCAGUUGCUAGUGAAUUCUAUGACGGAGGAUUUGCGUUCUUCCACAAGCAGGACAAGUUGGGCCGACCUGUUGCCGUAGUGCGCAUGCGCCAUUUUCCGCAGUUUCAUGACAAGUCAAAGAGUCUUACGGAUUUCAUACGACCUUAUGCGUGUCUUGUGAUGGAGAUGGUCCGUAAGGUCAUGCUGGAUACCACAUGGAAUAAUCGAAGGAACAACAAUGACUCCAAGUCUUGUGCUCUUGUGUCUCAGAUGGCAGUUAUCAUUGAUAUUGGAAAGGCUCCGUUUAUUCCAAUUGACGCACAAUUGGUGAAAACCAUGAUGGAGUUGAUGGAUAAACGAUUUCCUGGAUUCAUUGGGUCGAUCUAUGUGAUGAACUUUGGAUGGAUGUAUCAGGGAAUUUGGCAAAUGGUUAAAUAUUUGCUGAGUGACGAAGCACGGAGCCGGAUAAGCUUUCCUACAGCUCAGGAGGUUCUAGAAAUUGUCCCCAGAGAGAAUUUGUUGACCGAAUUGGGCGGCGAAGACGAUUUUGAAUGGACAUUCGAAACUGACUCAGUGCUACAAAAGUAUGGGAUGGGUGCCACGGAAGAAGAAGAAGAUCAGGUUGUACCUAUCGUCGACGAAAAGGAGGUCCAAGAGGGCGUACCACCCUACACUUUCGAAGAACCCCUCGAACGACCCGAAGCUGCCGCAUCAACACGCCUGUCACGAAGCACCUCAUUUUCUUCUGUUGAAUUCUAUGACGCGAACGAUACGUUUGUGACCGAUACAUCAUCCUCUGGUUUUGUCAGUGCCUAUGCCACCCCGGGCUUUGCAACACCAGUGUCAGCACAUCCUCCGCAGGUACCGCCACCGCCACCACCACUCGAAUUGCCACGGUCGCUAUGGCUUCCCGUGCCAGCCACCGGUCAAAGCAAUAACACUUUCUACUCCUGGACCGGACUUCACAUGGGCGCAGCGUUCUUAACAUCAUUUAUCGGUGGACGAGGAGGGGGAGCACACACUUCGCAUCAUCAACCACCAAGGUCAACGUUUCAUUUCACUACAAGCAGCGCACCACCAUCCAUGGGUAUCAACGGCUUUGCACUUGUCGAUCGAUUAAAUUUGCUACAACAUGAACAGGAGCAACAGGAGCUGCAGCAGCAAGACGAAAAGACGUAUAUGCUCUUGGAGGAGGAAGGAGAAGAACUUGUUGAGCUGCACCGAGAACAGCAUACCCCGCAUUUUCCACAUUUGUUACCACCUGAUGUUCCACAAUCCGCUUAUGCGCUUGCGCCUGUGCGGAUGCAGCUGCAGCGGAUUGAACAUAGAUUCAUCAGGCUGACGCGACGUAUCUUCCGUCUAUCGUUUGCUUACAAAGGAGCCAUCUACUGGGUCAUUUUCUACAUUUUCCUGCGCGGUCCUGUUGAGCAUGUGCUGCGACGGUCACUUGCUUCGGUCAUUGCGGCUCCACAAAAGAUAUCCUACACAACCAUUGGUAUCACGGCAGCAGUAGCAGCAGCAAUUGGCUCCUCUGUUACUGCCUCUGUGAGUAGUGGCAGCAGCAGUAGUAAUAGAAAAAGCAUUCGCCGUCGACCACCAUCCGAGUAA
Messenger RNA from Zychaea mexicana, 1893 nucleotides. RefSeq lists its product as uncharacterized. The transcript is spliced from 6 exons. NCBI's taxonomy places the organism in Eukaryota, Fungi, Mucoromycota, Mucoromycetes, Mucorales, Lichtheimiaceae. Bases 1 to 1893 code for a protein of 630 amino acids. The record is from RefSeq and is a predicted model, not a curated record.